AUGACCGGCCCUAUCAACCGGUCUGCUGACGACACCGUCCUGGCGCGUCUAGGCAAAAAACAAGUCCUCAAACGUCGUUUCGAUUUUUGGUCUUUAUUUGGUUUCGCUGUCUGCGAAUUGAUUACUUGGGAAACCGUAUUGGCACUUUUCAGCCAGGGUUUUGAAAAUGGCGGACCUUCCGGUCUAUUGUACGGAUUCAUUAUUGCUUGGACUUCGACGUUGUCCGUGUAUACCGUGAUUUCGGAAUUGGCGUCUAUGGCGCCUAUUGCCGCUGGACAGUAUUACUGGGUUUAUAUGCUUUCUUCCGAAAGAUAUCGUGUCUUCGCUAGUUAUAUCAUUGGAUGGUUGACUUCGCUUGCGUGGAUCGCUACCGUUGCAACGGAGUCGCUGUUUGCCGGUGAGAUGCUCCAGGGUCUAGUGACUUUGGACUUUCCGACCUACACGGCGACGCGUUGGCAAGGAACCUUGCUUACAUGGGCCGUUGCGCUGGUAUCGACUUUUGUGAACGCGGUCAUCCCAAGCAUGUUGCCACGCAUUGAGAUUGGCACGGUUGUGUUCCAUGUUGCCGGCUUUGUUGUCAUCAUUGCUCUGCUUUGGCACUAUACUCCCUCUUUCCAUAACGCGGAUUUUGUGUUUCGCACAAGUUUGAACGAGGGUGGCUGGCCUACUCAAGGCCUGUCUUACUGUGUUGGAUUUUUGGGUAACGUCGCUACUUUCGUGGGCGCCGAUGCAAGUGUUCAUUUGGCCGAGGAGGUUUCAGAUGCGCCGUCGACUAUACCUCGUGUUAUCAUAUCAAGUAUGGUCUUGAACGGAAUCGUUGGGUUUGCCAUGAUGCUUACUCUGUUGUUCUGUCUGGGUGAUGUUGACUCGGUUCUGGCGUCGCAGACGGGAUUUCCUUUCAUUCAAAUCUUCUACAACAGCGUUAGAUCAGUAGCGGGCGCUACUGUCAUGGGUGCCAUUGUGCUUAUUCUGACCUGGGCUUGCGCUACUGGUAUCAUCACCUCCGCAUCGCGCAUGACCUGGGCCUUUGCACGCGAUCGUGGAACUCCCUUCUCUGGUAUCAUUAGCAAGGUUGACCCUCGCACUCAAGUGCCCAUUAUUGCCGUUGGUGUCGUGGUUACCAUCGCCUGUCUCCUCACCCUCAUCAAUGUCGGAUCUUCCACAGCCUUUAACGACGUCAUCUCCCUCACAAUCACCGGCUUUUAUGGCAGCUACCUUGUGCCCUGUGCUCUGCUGCUAUAUCACCGACUCCAAGCCGGCAAUAUCCUACCAUAUGGAUCUGUUGUAGACGGACAAGAUCUUGGCAUCAGCACUUCUGCCUCUGGAGUGGUCUCCCCCUCGAACGACGACGAAUCCUACGCCGAAAAGGCAAACAAGACCACAGAAAUCAAACCCGAACACAUCAACACACCCAUUGCUGUAACCUCCGCUGAUGAACAAGGUCGAAUCACAUUUUCGCCUACCCAACUCGUCUGGGGACCAUGGCACAUUCCCGGUCUACUCGGAAUCAUCAACAAUGCAUACGCCUGCGUCUACAUGGUCUUUGUCAUUUUCUGGUCCGUGUGGCCUCCUGCCACGCCCGUUGCGACAGAUACCAUGAAUUACUCUGUGGUAGUGACCGGCGGUGUUAUCAUUCUGAGUAUAGUGUGGUACUGGGUUAGAGGAAGGAAGGAGUACAAGGGGCCGUUGGUCGACAAGGAGGUUAUUGAGAUCAUUCAGCGGAAUCAAGUUAUGAGCGUAUAG
Talaromyces marneffei is the source of this 1743-nucleotide messenger RNA. RefSeq lists its product as uncharacterized. The record is from RefSeq and is a predicted model, not a curated record. Gene Ontology annotation, cellular component: membrane. Gene Ontology annotation, biological process: transmembrane transport. NCBI's taxonomy places the organism in Eukaryota, Fungi, Ascomycota, Eurotiomycetes, Eurotiales, Trichocomaceae. The transcript is spliced from 2 exons. Gene Ontology annotation, molecular function: transmembrane transporter activity. Bases 1 to 1743 code for a protein of 580 amino acids.